AUGGAGACAUAUACAAGAUACAAUACCCUCACCAUCUUGUUCGCUGCGACAGGCUCCCUGUUUUCAGGGUUUGCCUUGGCCGUCGUCACCACCACCUUGGGCCAACCCACCUUCUACGCGUCCUUGUCGCUCGUUGCAGACCCGACUGACCCCGGCUACUCGCAUACGAACACCAUCAUCGGCGCCAUCAAUGGAGUUUUCUUUGCCGGUGGCUUCUUUGGCACUCUGAUCUCUGGCUGGACUGCCGAUAGAUUCGGGCGCCUGAAUGGCUUCCGCUUCGCGGCCGUGCUGGGGAUCGUGGGUGCGGCGAUUCAGGCAGGAUCGGUCAAUGUUCCAAUGUACCUCGUCGCACGCGUCAUCACUGGUCUCGCAGCAGGAAACACCCUUGCUGCCAUGCCAACCUACUACGCAGAGGUCUCGCCGCCACGCUCUCGUGGUAUGAUGACCGGCGCCCAUGGAAGUUUUAUCAAUACUGGCUACUUGUUGGCGGGAUGGAUUGGAUUUGGCUGCUAUCACGCUCCGAGCACGACCUUCUCCUGGAGAUUCCCCAAUGCCGUGCUCGGGCUUCUCGGCCUGGUCCUGAUGACCGGGACAUUCUUCAUCCCUGAAAGCCCUCGAUGGCUCGUCCAGCGAGACCGUGGCGAGCAAGCAUACGCCAUCCUUCGCAAGCUCCAUCACGAUCCCCAUGACCCGGAUGACCACUUCGCUCGACGAGAACUAGCCCUGAUCCAGCGUCAGCAAGCGGCCGAUGCGGCGGUCCUGGCACAAGACGGCAAAUGGCAACUGUUCACCGCCAAAACGUACCGGAAAAGAUUUAUCCUAGCCUUCCUGAUCAUGGCAGGCGGCCAGAACAACGGAACACUGGUCAUCAACAACUAUACCGUCCUGCUGUACCGGUCUCUCGGACUCGACAACCAGAUGGCGUUGAUGCUCAGCGCCAUCUACAAUACCCUCGCGGCCAUAGCAAACUUUGCCGGGGCUUAUUGUAGCGACAAGAUCGGCCGCCGGAGAGGCUUAUUGUGGGGUUUCAUCCUCAACAUGUCCAUGUUCGCCGUUGCGACUGGUCUCAUCGCCAAAUAUAGCACCGACGAGUCCAAGGGGAUUGCUGCUGCCGCAGUCGCCUUCCUUUAUCUCUAUGUGAUUGCGUAUGGGGCACUGAUUGAUGUGAAUCAAUUUACUGCCGUGACGGAAAUCUUUCCCUCGCACCUCCGCAGCGAGGCCACAUCGUACUCUAUCUCGGCCAUCUUCCUCAUGGAUGUGCUUUGGCUGGAGCUGGCUCCCACCGCCACAGCGACCAUCGGAUGGAAAUACUAUCUGGUCUUCAUCUGCCUUGGCAUUGCGCAUACUAUUCACAUCUAUUUCUUCCUGCCCGAGGCCAACGGAUUGCCCUUGGAAGAGAUCGAUGCGCUCUUUGGAAAAUCCGUUGCUGCACAUCUGGCGGAUGCCAAUCUGGAGGACGAAGAUAAACAAGUCGCCGGAUCAGACGCCGGCCGGCCGUCCAAGGAAGGACCCACCACCAUGCAUGUGGCCAUGGCUUAA
Molecule: messenger RNA, 1539 nt
Organism: Capronia epimyces CBS 606.96
Lineage: Eukaryota; Fungi; Ascomycota; Eurotiomycetes; Chaetothyriales; Herpotrichiellaceae
Exons: 8
Coding region: 1-1539 (512 amino acids)
Biological process (GO): transmembrane transport; carbohydrate transport
Cellular component (GO): membrane
Molecular function (GO): carbohydrate:proton symporter activity
Source: RefSeq, a predicted model, not a curated record